AUGGUACAAUUGGUGGACGAUUUGUUCCGCAUGCGGAUGCUGAUGGCCGGCGUAUAUCUUGGGCUUGGCAUUUCUUCCACGUACGGUUUCAGCAUAUUUACGGAUCAUCUGAGGCACAAGUACGGGUAUUCGCAAAGCGACAUCACGACAAUCAGCACGGUCGGGAAUUGUGUUGGCUACUGCAGCUUUCUUGCUGGAAUGCUGUUUGACUACGCGGGUCCCAUGGUUGUGCUUCCACUUGGCGGACUUCUUGGAUGUCUGGGCUUUGUUUUGUUUGGUCUCACAUUUGAUGGUUACGUUGUGUCGAAUCCCAGCGUGAUCCACUUCUCAAUCUUUAAUGCCAUCUUGUAUCUUGGCUGCCCGUCGAUGGAUGUUUCUUCUGUCAUGCCGCUGAUGCUGCAGUUUCCCCUGGAGCGCGGCUAUGUUGUUCUGAUCAUGAAGACGUUUAAUGGGCUUGGGACCGCUGUGCUGAUGGCGUAUUUCAACGGCUGGUUCAAGGCGGCGAACUCUGAUCAACCUGAGGACAACAACUACUCCGGCUACGCGUACUUUGUUGGGGGUCAGAUUCUGCUGUGCUCUCUCAUCGGCACGUACUUCACGCGGUUGCCGAUGUACUUUCCGUGCUCGUGGAGGAAGAAGCGUCUGAGCAGCGAGGAGGCGGCGGAGCGCGAAAAAACGCUUGACCUGUACAUGAGCCAGCAGGCCCCCAUGCGGCGUCUGCGGAUCGGCGUUAUGCUUGUCGUCGCCAUGCUGAUCUUUUCUACUACCCAGUCGAUUGCCACGGCGUACGUGGACACGUCUCAUGUGGGCUACUUGGCGAUCUCGAUUGUGGCGGUGCUGUUGAUGGCAUCGUUCUCCGUGAUUGCGAUGCCGUUCCAGUUUUUGGGCCGCUACACGCCCGUGUGUCCCACGCAUAUGGAGGGCAUCGGGAAGGCGACCACGGGGCUGGAGCAUGAGCGGACAGGCGAAACCAUAUGUGAAGGUGCUGUGGCUGACGGCAACGACCUAAGAGCGAAUGUGGUGGCCGUACCAGCGCCGCAGUACAGUGGUUCCUUCUGGUCCCACCUGCUCACCGUUGACUUGUGGGCGGUGUGGCUCGCUUGUUUCGGCAUGUGGGGCACUGGCACCGUGAUGCAGAUGAACGCUGCUCAGAUCUAUCGCAGCAAGAACAACGGCAAGUUUGACACCCGAACGCUGACGCUGUACGUCGCCAUCAUGUCUGUGGGCAGUGCUGCUGGACGCAUGGCCAUGGGGUAUCUCGAUAUGAAGUUGUCCGCGUUACAGCGUGCAGGCAAGACAAGGACACUGACGACCAUUGCGCUUCCCAUUGGUCCCCUGUUGUUGGUGGCGGCUUACCUCUUCUUUGCCGUGCUACCGGGGAGUGUGCUGCUGCUGCCGUUUUUGCUUGGAGCCAUGGGCAACGGAGUUGGCUGGGGUGUGGGCGUGAUUGCUUUACGGAUGAUGUACUCUGAGGAUAUUGGUAAGCAUUAUAACUUUUGUUUCACGUCCGGUGCCGUCGCGACAAUUGCACUGAACCGCUUCAUGUUCGGAGAGAUGUACGAUGCGGAGGCGCGCAGGCGCGGUGAGUUCCCCUCAUGCAACCGCCCCAGGUGUGUGCGAAACCAGAUGUUUAUUUUGCUGGUUGUGAACGUGGUCGCCACACUCGCCGCCGCUCUUGUACACUGGCGGUUUUCGCGCUUCACUCGGGCAAGGCUGGAUGAGCGGGAAACACCGGACUCUCUCCAAGACGGGAAGGAUAUGAUCGGAAUGGGGUCUUCCGAGCCGAUUGCUGAGGAGGAUCAUCUGCAGUCAUAG
Messenger RNA from Trypanosoma cruzi, 1815 nucleotides. RefSeq lists its product as uncharacterized. The coding region runs from base 1 to 1815 and encodes 604 amino acids. The record is from RefSeq and is a predicted model, not a curated record. Gene Ontology annotation, cellular component: membrane. The transcript has a single exon. NCBI's taxonomy places the organism in Eukaryota, Euglenozoa, Kinetoplastea, Trypanosomatida, Trypanosomatidae.